CAGUAUUUAAGGACUUUCUGGAGAGGCACAGUACCAAUGGAGUCCAGUCUUCUUCUUAGGUCACUGGAUAGCGUCAAUGUCUCGCAACCAUAUAGCAAGACACGAAGCACCACCAGGACUCUAAGUGUCUUCUACAGUAAUCUAAUGAAUAUGUCAGAGUGUUAUUUGUGUUAAAUUGGUUCCUUGGUUGGGCUGUUGGGAAUCGACGAUGUGUGUUGUCCCUAUGUUUUAUUUCAUGAGCUUCACCAAAUCAAAAUCCAUGCAAUUAAUACACUUAUGACAAUUAAGGGUUUGCUUCACUUUAAUGCCUCAGAAUGGUGAGCAGUUGGCUUACCUGGCGUGCACUGUGUGGAUGAACGCUCUUUCCAGUAAGACUGAAUUCUUAAAAAUGUGUAUUUUAUACUUGUACUUAUAACUUUUUUUGAAUGUAGGUCAGGAAACAACAGCUAACCAAUUGGCUUUUACAGUUAUGGAGCUUACGAGGCAACCAGAGAUAUUAGACAAACUCAGAGCUGAAGUUGAUGAAGUCAUUGGUUCUAAGAGGGAUGUUGAUAAUGAAGAUCUUUACAAAUUAACCUACAUGUCUCAAGUUUUAAAGGAAUCACUUAGAUUGUACCCGCCAGCCCCAGGGACAUCCCGAUGGAUUAAUGAAGAUUAUGUUAUCGAGGGAAUAAAAAUUCCAGGAAAAGUGUCUGUAAUGCUAAACACCUACAUCAUGGGAAGGAUGGAGAAGUUUUUCAAAGAUCCAAUGAAGUUUGACCCUGAACGAUUUCAUCCUGAUGCACCAAAGCCAUAUUUUUGUUAUUUCCCUUUUGCACUGGGUAAUCGCUCAUGCAUUGGACAAGUAUUCUCACAGAUGGAGGCAAAAACAGUAUUGACAAAGCUGCUUCAGAGGUAUGAAUUUAAACUGGUUCCUGGUCAAUCGUAUGACAUGAUGGACACGGGCACACUAAAGACAAAGGAUGGAGUCGUCUGCACAGUCUGGCCAAGAGAUGGAAAGCAAAUGAAAAAGAAUUUAAGUGCUGGAAAGUGAAAUGACAGCCAACCAUGUGCAGUGACCCAAUUCUGUAGUAAUCUGACUUAAUUAAUGUGAUUUAGUUAACUAUUACGCUUGUAAAGUCAGGAGGAGAAAACUGAAAUUCAAAUGUACUUCAGAAAUGAUACACUAACAAAAAAUUCUCAAACUCGUUUAAUCCAGUUCAGAGUCAAUCAAUCAAUCAACAUUUAUUUAUAUAGCACAUAUUCAUACAAAAAAAUGUAGCUCAAAGUACU
This is a messenger RNA of Polypterus senegalus (gray bichir), 1272 nucleotides long. RefSeq names its product cholesterol 24-hydroxylase-like. The coding region runs from base 470 to 1033 and encodes 187 amino acids. Lineage: Eukaryota; Metazoa; Chordata; Cladistia; Polypteriformes; Polypteridae. Gene Ontology annotation, molecular function: cholesterol 24-hydroxylase activity; heme binding; iron ion binding. The transcript has 6 exons. The record is from RefSeq and is a predicted model, not a curated record. Gene Ontology annotation, biological process: cholesterol catabolic process.